Messenger RNA from Gongylonema pulchrum, 540 nucleotides. NCBI's taxonomy places the organism in Eukaryota, Metazoa, Nematoda, Chromadorea, Rhabditida, Gongylonematidae. The record is from the annotation of a GenBank genome assembly.
AUGAUUUCCAGGCUGCCGACUGAUGACGGGCCACCUGAGGUGAAACGUCCGAAACUUGAUGCUGGAUCGAAUUCGAUUCAGGACGGGAAGCAACGAGAUGCAAAAUUGAUUUUUUCCAAAUUUGAUUUUAUUGUAAGGCCGGAGAAACCGAAAGAAACAAAAAAAGAAAAAAGAGACAAAUUUACGGGUAAAGACUACAAACGACUGCUGGAAAAAGCUGAGAAAAGAGAUGAACGAUUGAGUGAAAUUCGAGCAAAGAAUCCGGGAAAAGCUGAUAAAAUUGAGAACAAUAUUCAGUGGAAGAAAGCGAUGAAUCGUGUGGAAGGGAAUAAAGAUAACCCAGAGCUUCUUAAAAAAAGUUUGAACAAAAAAGAAAAACUAAAGGAAUGGAGGAAAAAGAAAUGGGAGAAACGUGUGGAACAUACGAAGCAAAUGCAAGCGCGGCAGCAGGAGAAACGCCGAGCUAACAUCCAAGCAAGAAAAGAUGCAGUGAAAAAGAAGAAAUUGCAAAAAGCACGGAAGAAAGGAAGAAUUUUGUAA